AGACUGGAACACUUCCGCCUGUCAGGCCAGAAGAGAUUUCCUGACGCCACAGCCGGAAAUCCGUGUGCAUUUCAGUUGAGAAAAGAAUGGUAGGCUUGGUGGGGGGAGCUCCUGCAAAAGGGGAACUAAUACCGAAACACUCUGGUAUUUGUCUGCCUCUCUCAUUCCACCGCGGUUUUCCCUAUAUCCGGAGCUCGCCCCUGCGCAUUCCAAUACCUGAAACGGCCACGGAGUACAGGACAGGGAGCUCUCCGACAGAAAGAGUCGCAGCGCUAGGCAAACCCUGAUGUCACUCCGCUUCCACAAGCUGGACCCGGGUAAACUACGCUCUAGCUCCUCCCACUGCCGAUGAGGUUAACCCGGAUGUGGAAGAACGUUGUCUGCGAAGGAAAAGGUAGAUGUUAAAUGUUAACUACCCGUGAGGUCUCGAGGAGCCCUAGGAACAGGAAGGAGAAAGGAAUACCGAAAAGUGACAACCGUUUGCCAAUCACAGUCUUUAAUCUGAUAAAGCGGAUAUCUAGACUUGAGUCCCCGGUGCCGGAUCAACCACCAAACACAGCCGCCGCCAUUGACUGGAGUCCUUGUGUCUGAGUGUCAGUCCCUGCCGCUGUGUGACACAGCACCUAGAGGCAAGGAAAUAAGAAAACUGCCUCUGAUCCAAGCAAAGAAGUUGCUAGUCUCUACCAAAGACUCAGCCUCAUCUGUCUCCUGUGUCUUCAUUUAUUGGUCUCUGUUUUUGUGAAUCCCUGUCUGCCUGUAGAUCUGCUGUAGGGCUUGUCACCAUUGGAAGCAAGGUCCUACUUCAGUGGCAGAUCUGGUGGCCUUGGAGUGGCUGAAGACCACCACCCUCCACAGGGCUGCGCCCAUGCACAGCCAUCCUUCCCUACCUUGAGUGAGCUUCCUCUGCAUGUUUUCUAUAUCACUGGCAGAGCCUGUAGUUGGAAAGGGGACAGAGUGACUACUGGACUUUGUAUGAAAACACCAACCGGGACAGACCUUCAGUCAAGGCUGAGACAGGGUUGAGGGUAUAUAACUUGUCCUUGCCUUAAACUUGGAACAUGGCUGGCUCUGGGACAGAAGCAAGGGCUAGAGAAAAGGCUGAGGCUGGCCUGAAAGAUGGAAUCAGUGGUCCUGCUGCUGCUAGAGUGAGUGGUGAAACACAGGCCAAGGCAGUGGCUGAGGCAAAACUGAAAACAGAAUCAGUGACCCAGGCCAAAGCUGGUGAUGGAGCAAUGGCCAGGACACAUACGGUGACCUACACUGUGACUAUGGCUGUGACAAGGGAAGAGAGCAGGAUGGAAGAUACAACUAAGACUAGAGUCGUGGUUGAGACUAAGGCAAAACCUCUGGCAGAACAUAGUAUAGUACCACAAACCAAGUCAAAGGCCAUGCCUAUGUCUAGGGUCAGUGCUGUAACCAAGUCCGAAGUCAAGGUUGUUGCUGUCAGUGAGGCGAAUAUCAGGUCCUAUACCAAGUCACAUGAUAAGGCCAAUACUGGGUCCAGACCUGACAGAAGGGAAGAGGCCAGCAUCAAGGCCAAGGCUGGGGACAAAACUGGCAUUGGGAUGAAAUCCAGUGAUGAGGAUGAAGAAAAUAUCUGCUCCUGGUUCUGGACUGGAGAAGAACCUAGUGUAGGGUCCUGGUUCUGGCCUGAAGAAGAGACCUCUCCUCAAGUUUAUAAGCCCCUACCUAAGAUCCAGGAAAAGCCCAAACCCACACCUAAACCCAUGCUUACUAUAAAACAAAAGGCAAUAGCAUGGUCAAGGGCCAGGUAUAUUGUCCUAGUUCCAAUUGAGGGAGGAGAGCAAUCCUUGCCUCCUGAAGGAAACUGGACCCUGGUUGAGACCUUGAUUGAAACUCCUCUGGGGAUUCGACCUCUGACCAAGAUCCCACCCUAUCAUGGGCCUUAUUUCCAGACCUUAGCUGAGAUAAAAAAACAGAUUAAGCAAAGGGAAAAGUAUGGGCCCAAUCCAAAAUCCUGCCGCUGCAAAUCACAUGCAUUUAGUUUGGAGCCUAAAGAGUUUGAUAAACUUGUUGCCCUCCUUAAGUUAACUAAGGAUCCUUUCAUUCAUCAAAUAGCUACCAUGAUAAUGGGCAUCAGUCCUGCUUAUCCAUUUACACAAGAUAUAAUUCAUGAUGUAGGUAUUACUGUUAUGAUUGAAAACUUGGUCAAUAAUCCCAAUGUUAAAGAACACCCUAGAGCUUUAAGUAUGGUGGAUGACAGCUCUGAGCCUUCCGAAGAACCAAAAGCAGAAGAGUCAUAUAUACACCAAGUUUGUAAAGACAUAGUCUCUUGCCCCUUGAACUCCCCUGUACAACUGGCUGGACUGAAAUUACUAGGGCACUUGAGUGUAAAAUUUGAAGAUCACUAUGUGAUUACCAGUUAUAUUCCAGAUUUCCUCACCUUGUUAAACAAGGGAAGUGUCAAAACCAAGUUUUAUGUUUUAAAAGUGUUUUUGUGUUUGUCUAAAAAUCAAGCCAAUACAAGAGAAUUGGUCAGUGCCAAAGUACUGUCAUCAUUGGUUGCACCCUUUAACAAGAAUGAGUCAAAGGCCAAUAUUCUUAAUAUUAUUGAAAUAUUUGAGAAUAUAAAUUUUCAGUUCAAAACAAAGGCAAAGCUAUUUACCAAAGAAAAGUUCACUAAAUCUGAGCUUAUUUCAAUAUUCCAGGAAGCAAAACAGUUUGGUCAGAAACUCCAAGACUUAGCAGAGCACAGUGAUCCUGAAGUGCGAGAUAAAGUCAUACGAUUAAUACUCAAACUCUGAAUAGCCCUCUGUUUUUAUAAAGCCUCAAACAGUUUUUUGGAGUUGCAAUAUGAAAACAAUGCACAUUAUAAUUAUAAAUGCAAUACUUAUGUCUUCCGUGUUGAUUGAGGGAGAAUACCAAUUAAUCUCGAGAUCCUGAAACGUGCUGAUUUUUAUUGUGCUAUAUAAUAUAAAUUGAGAUUAUUUUUAGUAUUUCUGCAACAUGACCUGAUAAUGAAUCUAUUCAUCCUAAGCUAUACUUCUGUGCUUUAUACUGAUAUAAGUGUAUUCUUUUGAGAUUUUAUUUCCAUGUUGUUAAUAAAGUUGCAUGCUAAAACUGAUGAAAA
Molecule: messenger RNA, 3091 nt
Organism: Sapajus apella (tufted capuchin)
Lineage: Eukaryota; Metazoa; Chordata; Mammalia; Primates; Cebidae
Gene: ARMCX5
Product: armadillo repeat containing X-linked 5
Exons: 4
Coding region: 1059-2765 (568 amino acids)
Source: RefSeq, a predicted model, not a curated record